AUGCUCUCUCGGCCGCGCCAACCAGCCGCACCGCCGCCUGUUAGUUUGGUGGCUCGUCCCGCAGGCAAUCAUCAGCAGUCACCGCCAGGAUCCAUUGCCAACAAGUCCUUCCUCCUGUCGUCGAAGAGUAGCCUCUCCCUUUCCAAGGAUCGGCAAUCCAAAUCUGACGAAUUAGGUUACCUAAGGCUGGAGUAUCAGGGGUGCAUGGCAUUUAACCCAUCCUGUCACCGUGAGAGGGAGUCGAGUACUUUAAAGACCUCUUCGAGUUCUCAAGGCUAUGGACCAGCUGGAUAUGCUUUGUUUGUGGCAGUAUAUGUAGGAUUGGAGGUAUGUGCUCAUUCUCUUAUUUAG
Molecule: messenger RNA, 351 nt
Organism: Linum trigynum
Lineage: Eukaryota; Viridiplantae; Streptophyta; Magnoliopsida; Malpighiales; Linaceae
Source: the annotation of a GenBank genome assembly